UUCUUUAUUGUGUUGUCUCUGCUUUCACUUGUAUGCAGACUACUACCUCACCACCGCAGCACCACAUCGUCCGCAACAAUGUAAAGCGAGUCAUUGGUUUCUAAGUGUUUCAAUUAUUGGAAUCAAACUUGCUGGAUUAAGUCGGUGAACAUAGCAACCUGCGGCCUGCCACCUUCAUCCUUCAGUCCUUCACCGUCAACCUGCCGCAGCCACUGAUCGGCCCACCGACAACUUGCUGCAGCCACCAUUUACAGUUUUUUCAUACAUAGGGUUAGCUGAGAAGGACAAAGUUACAUUUUGAGCCAGUGAUUCAUCAGUUGUGAGAAUUUUUUAUUACAGUUUGAUGAUUCAACUUUUGUUGUCUAACAGAUCAUCACCAUGUCAGGCUAGAUUUUGGCUAAGUGUUUGGCGCUGCUGCUUGUCUAUAUCAACAAGUUCAAAUCACUUGCAGGCUUCAUUUAAUGGCUCUGAGCAUAACGUUAAAAAGGUGGACAUUGAGCAUCUAUUCAGAUUUUGCUUCAAUGCAUGCAAUCUUAAGAGAGUCCACGCUCUUCUUGUGGUUUCUGGAACAACCCAAAGUAUCUAUGUUAGCACUAGGCUCAUUAAUCUUUAUGCUUAUCAUGGAGAAUUGGCUUUUGCUCGAAGAACUUUUGAUCAAAUCACAUCAAAAGAUGCUUAUACUUGGAAUUCGAUGAUAGCUGCAUAUGUGCGCACUGGCCAUUCUUGCAAAGCUUUGAAAUGCUUCAAUGUGUUUAUGUCAUCUGCUGAGGUUCCACCAGAUAAUUACACAUUCCCUUCUAUCCUGAAGGGUUGUCAAAACCUAAUGGAUGGAAAGAAAAUCCACUGUAUGGUUCUCAAAGUUGGUUUCAUGUGGGAUGUUUUUGUGGCUGCUUCCUUGAUUUAUGUGUAUUCCAGGUUUGGUUUUGUGGUUGAUGCACAAAAUGUUUUUGAUACUAUGCCAUUCCGGGAUUCGGCUUCUUGGAAUGCUUUGAUUUCUGGAUUUUGUUUGAAUGGCAAUCUGGAAACAGCACUAGACUUCGUCUAUCAAAUGAGAAUCAAUGGAAUUAAGUUAGAUCCUGUGACUCUUGCUAGUAUUCUUCCUGUUUGUGCUUUUGUUGGUGAUUUCCCAAGUGGUAUGAUGUUUCAUUUAUAUGCCAUUAAGCAUGGUCUGGAGCAUGAAGUAUUCGUUUCAAAUGCUUUGAUUAAUAUGUAUGCAAAAUUUGGUUAUCUGCAGCAUGCUCAGGAGGUUUUUGAUAUGAUGCUAGUUAAAGACAUAGUUUCAUGGAACUCUAUCAUUUCUGCGUGUGAGCAGAAUGAAAAUGCUAUUUCUGCUAUUAGAUUUUUCAGAGAGAUGCUGUGUCAUGGACUACAGCCAGAUACAUUAACACUAGUAAGUCUUGCUGCUAGUAUUGCUCAACUUGGGGAUUGCCAGAAUAGCAGAUUGAUUCAUGGGUUUAUCAUAAGGAGAGCUUAUCUUAUGGGCAAUAUUAUAAUGGGAAAUGCAAUUCUUGACAUGUACGCUAAACUAGGGAUCUUAGAUUAUGCACAUAAGGUCUUCCGUGGAAUGCCUAGAAAAGAUAUUAUUUCGUGGAAUACUUUGAUCACAGGCUACUCUCAGAAUGGCCUUGCUAGUGAAACUAUUGAAGCAUUUUCCGAGCUGGAAGCCUGCACAGAUUUAACUCCAAAUCAAGGCACCUGGGUUAGUGUGCUGCCAGCUUAUUCUCAUCUUGGGGCUUUGCAACAAGGCAUGAAAAUUCAUGCUCGUGUCUUUAAAACGUCACUCCACUUGGACACAUAUGUGGGUACCUGUCUUAUUGACAUGUAUGGGAAAUGCGGUAGAUUGGAUGUUGCAUUAUACUUAUUUUAUGAGUUGCGGAGAAUGAGUUCUGUGUCCUGGAAUGCUAUUAUAUCCUGCCAUGCGAUACAUGGGCAUGGUGAAUUUUGCAUUAAGCUCUUUGAAGAAAUGCUUCAGGAAGGUGUGGAUCCAGACCACGUAACUUUCCUGUCGUUACUGUCUGCCUGCAGCCAUUCAGGACUUGUCGACAAAGGUCAAUGGUACUUCUAUAUAAUGCAGGAUAAGUUUGGAAUCAAGCCUAGUUUAAAACACUAUGGUUGCAUGGUAGAUUUGCUUGGCAGAGCUGGGUUGUUGGAGAAGGCGUGUAAUUUCAUCAAGGAUAUGACUCUGCGGCCAGAUUCUUCUGUUUGGGGAGCGCUUCUUGCUGCUUGCCGGACACAUGGAAAUGUAGAAUUGGCUAAAUAUGCUUCAGAUCAGUUGCUUUCUGUUGAUUCAGCAAAUGUAGGAUACUAUGUUUUGAUGUCGAAUAUCUAUGCAAAUGUGAGGAAAUGGGAAGGGGUCAAUGAGAUGAGAUCAUUGGCUUUGAACAGAGGAUUAAAAAAGACUCCAGGUUGGAGUUCUGUUGAGGCGUCUAACAAGCUUGAUGUUUUCUACACUGGUGACAAGUCUCAUCCGGAUUACGACCAAAUUUACCGUGAGUUGUGCACUCUGACGGGUGAAGCAAAGAGGCUUGGGUAUGCUCCCGAUUUCAGUUUUGUUUUACAGGAUGUAGAGGACGAUGAGAAGGAGCAUAUUCUCUCGUGUCACAGUGAAAGAUUGGCGAUUGCAUAUGCGAUGAUUAGCACCCCAUCUGAAAGUGUGAUAAGGGUUUUUAAAAAUCUGAGGGUUUGUGGAGAUUGCCACUGUUGGACCAAGUUUGUUUCAGAGAUUACCGAGAGGGAAAUUAUUGUAAGAGAUUCUAAUCGUUUCCAUCAUUUCAAGGAUGGAGCUUGUUCGUGUCUGGAUUAUUGGUGAAGGUAAUGGAGAUCGUUUACCCAUCCAAUCACUUCAUGAAUGGAGAUCAUUUGUGUCGGGAUUAUUGGUAAGGUGAUGGAACAAAUACUUGGCUAUGUAAUAUUUGAAAUCGAACCCAUUGAUUUAAGUGUGGGCGGCAAAAAUAGAAAAUGACUAAUAAAAUAUUAUAUAAACGAGGUGUGCUUCUAAAGUUAAAGUGUAAGUUUAAUUGAACGACCAUUAAAUCCACGCUACUA
This is a messenger RNA of Amaranthus tricolor (Joseph's coat), 3045 nucleotides long. Its product is annotated as pentatricopeptide repeat-containing protein At4g33990. The transcript is spliced from 4 exons. The record is from RefSeq and is a predicted model, not a curated record. Lineage: Eukaryota; Viridiplantae; Streptophyta; Magnoliopsida; Caryophyllales; Amaranthaceae. Bases 344 to 2809 code for a protein of 821 amino acids. Gene Ontology annotation, biological process: RNA modification. Gene Ontology annotation, molecular function: protein binding; zinc ion binding; RNA binding.